This is a messenger RNA of Harpegnathos saltator (Jerdon's jumping ant), 2634 nucleotides long. RefSeq lists its product as uncharacterized. Lineage: Eukaryota; Metazoa; Arthropoda; Insecta; Hymenoptera; Formicidae. The record is from RefSeq and is a predicted model, not a curated record. The coding region runs from base 1 to 2634 and encodes 877 amino acids. Gene Ontology annotation, molecular function: nucleic acid binding; zinc ion binding. The transcript has a single exon.
AUGACAGAUUUUAUUUCAACCUCCUCUAACAAUGAAUCAUCGGACUCGGAAAUGAAUAAGACGACCCAGGCUAGACUAAAGGACACGAGAAGCCGAACUGGCAAAAGCCAGAUAACGGCAAGGAGGGAGGGGCUUCGGAGCGGAAAGUCCCUAGAGACUAAGAAGGCGGAAGAGAUCGAUGACAGCGACCGAUCUCGAUCGCCCAUAAGGGUCGAUGGUUCAAAACCAUUCGCCACCUCUAGAGAGGAGGACUCGGACGAUGGUGUAAAAAUCGUCAAGAAGAAAAAGGAAGGGAAGUGGGAAAUCCCCAGAGACGAGGAUGGUAAUACGGACGAGGAGCGUCUCGUAGAAAAGGCCACCAGAGGAAGGGGCAGGGCAGAAACCACGGGGGAAUACCGCCUUAAAAAAGAAUUUAUGGCGAGAAAGCAGGUCAUCAUGGAGCAGAAGAGGGAGGAACUUCUGUUGAAAGGAUUGGAAAAUCCCACGGAAGAGUUCCAGGACUGCACUUCCAACAGGAAGUACAAGGCGGAAAUAAAAAGGCUAACAGAACACCUAGAGGAGGCCCCCUUCCGGGAUAUCACGGCGACGAUACUGGAAGCGUCGACCAAGGUACUGGGAUUUUCACAGAAAUCCAAAAGCCUGAAGGGAACACACGUGAAGGUCCUCAGAGACGCCGCAGCGGCCAUAACAGCGGGCACAAAUGUAAUGGCCAUGCAAAUGGCACAGGACAGGUGCGGGAACAACCUGGACCUAAUAGAGGAACUGCGGACGGAAAACAUGAAUUUGAAAACGUCGCUGAAAGAGGUUAAAAAGGAAUUGGAGGAGGUCAAGGAGAUGCUCCGAGGUAUAAGGGAGGCACCGCUACAUGUAGCGGUAUCCUCCCCGCCCUCGAAGCACCCAGGAAACGCGGGCCAGAGUUUAAAGGAAGCACCGCAACGUAUGGCGAGUGCUCCCUCGCCCCUGAUCCGCGUAGAGGAGAAGGUAAGGGCGAUAACUCCACCCAUAACGGACAUGAUGGAGGAGGAGGAAAUCCCGAUAGGAGUCAUCGAAAUUCAGAAGGGAUUGAUCCCAAAGGAUAAGAGACGCCCGGUAAGGGAGAGGACUGAAGCCAGGGUCGCAAAGGUAGCAGAGGCAGGCCCCAAGAUCAGGGAGGACAUCCUCCUUAAUACUAGAGUAAGGAUAGAAAAAGAGAAGGAGUCAACAAAGAAAGAAAAGAAAGGAAUGGAAGAGGAAGUCUCCAAAAUGGUGUUCAGAGCAUUGAACAAAUGGGCAUCACAGGAGAAGGAAAUUCCUAAACAAGGGGCCAGGAAAAACAACAAAGGAAAAGGAAUGGGAAAAGAACUGGGGAAUCAAGGAAUGGUACAGCAUGGGGGAAAAAACUACACACAGGACUAUCCCCAACUACCACCCACACGAUCACAAAUAAAGGAGUUUCAAGUACAGGAAACUCCUACACCACGAAUAGAGACAUGGUCAAAAGUAGUGGGUAGGAGAGAAAGGAAAAAGGAAAAAGAUGUACAAAAAAGACAGGAAAUAAGGAAGGUGGUGAACAUUGAAAGAAAGGAGGGGAAGAAGAAUAGGAGAAGAGUCCCCAAUACGGCGGCGGUAACCAUAACCGCUGGACGGGGACAAUAUAAGGACUUAUUGGCAGAGGCAAAGAGGAAAAUUGACCUUACAGGAAUCGGUAUCGAGAAAAUUAAGACCAGAGUGGGGGCCACCGGUGCCCUGGUAAUCGAGAUACCUGGGGAGCAAAGGGGCAUACAGGCGGAUCAGCUCGCAGAUAAACUCAAGGAGGUAUUGACCGACAGAGCCAAAAUAAGCAGACCACAAAAGAUGGGAGAACUGCGAUUGAAGGGAAUGGAGAUAUCCACCACGGAGAGUGAAGUGGCAGAGGCAGUGGCCAAAGUAGGAGGAUGCCAGGUGGGGGAUGUGAAGACUGGAAAAAUGAGGGUAGCCUGGAACAGUUACAGAACGUUGUUGGUACAGUGCCCCCUCGUGGCAGCGAAGAAGAUCGCUGAAGAAGGAAAUAUUAAAAUAGGAUGGACGCUCACUAAAGUGGAGCUAUUGCAGGCGAGAGCGCUGCAGUGCUUCAAAUGUCUAGAGAGAGGGCAUGUGCAAAUCAACUGCAAAAGUAGCAAUGAUAGACGAUCUAAUUGCUACAGAUGCGGAGAACCCGGACACCUGGCUCGGGACUGUAACUCUAGAGUCAGGUGCCAAAUUUGUGUAGAGGCUGACGUCCAGUCGGACCAUAGAAUGGGGGAGCCAUCCUGCCGUCCCCCCAAGAGAAAGAAGAAAAUCCUUGGGGAUGUGGUGGAAGGGGGUAUGGCGACCGCACCGCCGCCACGAGACCCUCCCACAUCCUCAGAGGAGAGGAGGAAAGGAACAGAGGAAGGAAAGAAGGCGGAGGGGGGGGUAAACCGGGAGCCGGAACCCCAACCUCCGCUUCCUCAAAGGAGGAGAAGAACCUCCCUCCAUCUUCUACCUUCCCCUCAGGCCCCCAUUGAUGAUGGGAAGAUGGAGGUGGAGGAGAAGAGAGGGGAGAAAAGAGCAAGAUCAAAUGAAAGCGAGGACACCGACGGCGAACAGCCGGGAGAGAAAGUGGUAGUCAUAACCGAAUCAAACGAUAGACACUAG